AUAUAUAUAUAGAGACUCCCUCUCUUCCAACGCCCCAUCCUGAACUGAUCGCCUCUCUCUGUCUCUCUGUCUCUCCGACGCUUCUUCGUCCCCCUUGGUUAGAGUAAGAGAGGGGAGAGAUGGUUCGCUUCAGCAACAACCUGAUCGGGGUGCUCAACAUCAUCACGUUCGUCCUGUCGAUCCCGAUCCUGAGCGCCGGCAUAUGGCUGGCCCGGAGGGCCACCACCGACUGCGAGAAGUUCCUGCAGUGGCCCGUCAUCGCCCUCGGCGUCUUCCUCCUCCUCGUCUCCCUCGCCGGAGUUGUCGGCGCCUGUUGCCGCAACUCCUGCCUCCUCUGGUUCUACCUCCUCGUCAUGUUCAUCCUCAUCAUCCUCCUCUUCUGCUUCACCGUCUUCGCCUUCGUCGUCACCAACAAGGGCGCCGGCGAGGCCGUCUCCGGCCGCGGGUUCAAGGAGUACCGCCUCGGCGACUACUCCAACUGGCUCCAGAAGCGGGUCGACAGCGACAAGAACUGGAGGCGGAUCAAGAGCUGCCUCCAGGACGGUAAGGUCUGCCGCAGCCUUCAGGAGAAGAACCAGACAUGGGAUCAGUUCGUCAACUACAACCUCUCCCCCAUUCAGUCUGGGUGCUGCAAGCCUCCUACAGCUUGCAACUUCAUCUACGUGAAUGAGACUUUCUGGACCAAGCCCGUAGGCUACAAUACAUCCGUUCCAGACUGCAACGCAUGGCAGAACGAUCAAUCGGUCCUCUGCUACGACUGCCAGUCCUGCAAGGCCGGCGUCCUCGCCAACAUCAAGAGCGACUGGAAGAAGGUCGCCAUCGUCAACGUCGUCUUCCUCGUCUUCCUCAUCGUCGUCUACUCCAUCGGAUGCUGCGCCUUCAGGAACAACAGGCGGGACAACGCGUACACGGGAUUAAAGACAUACCCUUAGAGAAUCUAAUCUGCCUUUGGACCUCUCCAAUUUUCUCUUUUGGAUAUCAUUCCAGGAGAGUGACUGUUAGGAUGAUACAUUUGCAUACUUGGUUGCUUGGUUUUCAUGUACAUCAUUCCAGGAGAGUGUUAGGACACAUUCAGAUUUGUCUUUGCAAUGAUCUUCUUCUCCUCGCAUGCGUCAACCAUGAUCUUUGUAAACUAAAAAAAUAUCUAUACAAGAUUUAUGCAGUUCAGUAUUGCC
Musa acuminata subsp. malaccensis (wild Malaysian banana) is the source of this 1175-nucleotide messenger RNA. RefSeq names its product tetraspanin-8. Gene Ontology annotation, biological process: auxin-activated signaling pathway. The record is from RefSeq and is a predicted model, not a curated record. Lineage: Eukaryota; Viridiplantae; Streptophyta; Magnoliopsida; Zingiberales; Musaceae. Gene Ontology annotation, cellular component: plasmodesma; plasma membrane.